CCGUCUUAAUGAUAUGAUGUGGCUGAGUUAUGUAAAUUGUUUUUUCAUGUGAGCAGAUGGAAUAUUGGAAAUCACACCGGACGCUUAAAUGUGCAAGGGAAAUCGAUGAGGGCACACCUGAGUGUGGUUUUGAACUCUUGCCUUCUUACUUAUACAUGAUAAGAAGGGCAAAUCCGAAUACAGUUACGCGUCUUCAAAUCGAUGAGCUUGGAAGAUUCAUGUAUGUGUUUCUUGCGUUUGGUGCGAGCGUUAAUGGGUUUCCUUUCAUGCGCAAAGUUGUUGUCGUCGACGGUACGUUUCUUAAUGGUAAAUAUAAAGGGACGUUACUCACAGCACUAGCUCAGGAUGGUAACUUUCAGAUUUUUCCAAUAGCCUUCGCAGUGGUUGACACUGAAAAUGAUGAUUCGUGGAAUUGGUUUUUUACGCAACUAAAAGUGUUGAUUCCUGACCAGGAGGGUCUUGCGAUAAUAUCAGAUAGGCAUAACUCGAUAGGGAAAGCAAUUACAAAUGUGUAUCCGUUAGCUGCUCGUGGAAUAUGCACCUAUCAUUUGUAUAAAAACAUAUUGGGACGGUACAAAGGAAAAGAUGUAUUUCGGCUGGUGAAGAAAGCGGCGCGAUAUUUUAGAAUGUCUGACUUUGAUAUGAUUUUCGAGGAGAUUAAAGCACUUAAUCCUGAUCUCCACGGCUACCUCGAAAGAGCUGAUGUCAGACUGUGGACACGUGUUUAUUUCCCGGGCGAGAGGUACAAUUUGAUGACUACGAACAUAGCGGAAUCAAUGAACAGAGCAUUAUCGCAUGCUAGAGGUCUUAACAUUGUUCGAAUAUUGGAAUCGAUACGGGUUAUGAUGACCAGAUGGUUUGCUGAACGAAGAGUGGAUGCCAGAUCGCAGUCAACCACACUCACGCGCGGUGUGGAGAAACUAUUACAAGGACGUGUAAGUGCCUCCCGGGAUUGGACGGUUCAAAGGAUUGAUGACCAUCACACUGAAGUUAAAUAUGGCGCUGCUGGCGAGUCUUUGAAUGUUGUUAAUUUGGUUGAGCGAAAGUGCACAUGUCGGCGUUUCGAUGUCGAGAAAAUACCAUGUGUACACGCAAUCGCAGCUGCAGAGGAAAGAAAUGUUUCUCGAAUAUCACUGUGCAGUCCUUACUAUAAAAGCACUUAUUUAGCUAGCGCAUACGCUGAAUCGGUCAUGCCGGUUGACUCAGCGCUACCUGUUCCAGAUAACGUGGCUAACGUACAGUGCUUUCCACCGUUUAUUCGUCAACAACCGGGAAGACCUAAAAAAAAUAGGAUGAAAUCUGCUUUAGAAGUUGCACUUGCAAACAAACGUCCUAGGAAAGAGCACAUAUGUUCUCGUUGCAGUCAAAGUGGACAUAAUGCGAGAACUUGUCCGAUAUAAGCAAUUGCUUUUCAUGUUGUUUUGAAAUACGGCUGGGUUUUGUGUUGUAAUACGGCUGGGUUUUGUGUUGUAAUACGGCUGGGUUUUAUUUUCAUUGAUUUGCACAACGGCUGGAUUAUUAUUUGUAAUACGGCUGGGUUUUGUGUUGUAAUACGGCUGGGUUUUUUUGUAUUGUGGUUGGGUUUUUAUUUUCAUUGAUUUGCCCGCUUCCCAUUACUCAAGAGAGACACAGACAUCGAAAAACGAAAUGUCCGUACUUAAUUGCCCUACGUUACGUAAUAGCCCCUACGUAAUUAUUGAUUAUAAAGUGGAAUACGAAAGUAGCGAAUUAAAUUAAGAGAAAUUAAUCUUCAUUGGCUGAGAUAAUGUUACUCACACGCCUAAUAAUUGUCGUGAUUUCUAAUGUCAGCUCUUUUAUUCAAACGCAGUUGAAAAAAACUUCCCCGCUAGAAACACGAAACGUCGCGAAGUCAAUUAAGGCUGAGUUAUUGUAAUACACGGCUGAGUUAUGGAUUAAAUUCCCGCUCAAAAUAAGAAAUAAGAAACGCCGCGAUACGAAACUACAACCGUUAACUGCAGAUAAAUAAGGUACUUCUCAAACAAUUACACAUCUUCAACUCUCUAUCUUUUACACAACUGUCCUCUCAGAGAAAAUGGAAUAUUUCCCUCUGCUUGAAUUGCCUGAAGAUCUUCAGGCAAUGGUGGUUGAGCGUGUGGCCCGUAACUCCUUCCAAGAUCUCUACCGCCUCAGAGCAUCGUCCAGGUCGAUGAAGGCGUUAGCAGAGAUGCGUAGGGUAUACCAUUAUUUCGAUGUGUUAUCCUUUCCCUGGGGUCUCAUUAUGCCAUCUCAGUUGUUGAAAACUUGCUACGCUGAGAACAAUCCAAGCACAAUUUAUGUAAAGGGUGUACAGUUUUUCUACUCAUACGA
Messenger RNA from Brassica rapa (field mustard), 2328 nucleotides. RefSeq lists its product as uncharacterized. The record is from RefSeq and is a predicted model, not a curated record. NCBI's taxonomy places the organism in Eukaryota, Viridiplantae, Streptophyta, Magnoliopsida, Brassicales, Brassicaceae. Gene Ontology annotation, molecular function: zinc ion binding; nucleic acid binding.